AUUCGCCAAGUGAAACGGCAGGCUCCGUUCGUCCGAUUUCACUGGAACAUUUGCAUCAACUUAAAUUGGUCCUACGUCACGUUCGCAUUGUAAUUUUUAAGCAUUACAUUGGUUUAGGGAAAAUGUCCGCCCCAACUAGCUAGAACGACCAUGCGCUGAGGGAAUCCGGCCGGUAUUUACCUGGCAACUCGGACUCUGAUUUUGUUUCACUUCCAUCAUGGCGGAAAUGGUGAAUCGGGACGUAGGCGAAGACUCUGAUGGAGUGGACAGAGGGGAAACCUCCCACACUGCAGAGCUGGAGAAUGAGGACGAAUUGGAUGAAGAUGAGGACGCGUGGGCCCUUCAGGAGAGUUCUUCAGGUCCCUUAGGCGAUGUGGCUGUCGGAGCAAUGUCGGACGAUGGGGCGGGCGACACGGACGCGACGACGGCGCAGGGCUACGACUCGUACGACUUUCUGCCGCCGCUCCAGCGCCUGGAGAAGUACGCCCUGACGCUGCUCUACAAGAGGGACCGGAACAUGGUCGGGAGGUUGUUCCUGGAGACAUUAAAAUCCGUGGCCGACAACCCCCAUGAUGUUGCUACCGUUAUGUGGAUUUUGUACAACAUGUCCGAGAAUGAAGAUCCUUCGAUCCGUACUGAGCUGAUGGACCACAUCCCCCACAUUGCAAUGCUGUGUCAUUCGGAGAAGGAGAAGCUGUUGUACGUGGUGGACCACCUCCUGCCCUUUGUAGCCAAGCAGCUGACUGAUAAUGACGCUCAGGUUCGGAAGGCCGCUCAAGUAACUCUACUCGUACUAAUGGACCAAUCCCUCGUGGGUCAGUCUGCUGUGGAGGAAAUCGUUUGCCCUGUCGUCAACGUGCUCUCCGAGACGGACCAGUACCCUGUAAAUGCAGUUCAGUUAAUGAGCAAAAUGGCGCCAUUUCUUGGGCGUGUAGCAACUGAGCAGUUAUUUCUGGCCAGAUUUUGUGACUUGUGCCGUAAUAGUGAUAUGCAAGUCCGCAAGAUGUGUGCAGCAUAUUUUGGUGAAUUCUGUGCUGUAGUUGGACAGCCUACAACAGAAGAAAAUUUGUUGUGCAGGUUUGUUGACCUAUGCCAAGAUGAUGUUCCUGGAGUAAGAAAAGCAUGUGCUGAAGUCAUCAUGUCAGUCUCAUGUGCCUGCACUCUUCAAAGGCGUAAGACAGUUUUAGCACCAAUGUUUGUCUCACUAUUGUGGGAUCCUGUGCGUUGGGUCAGAUCGUCAGCAUUUAAAACUUUAGGCCCAUUCAUCUCCACAUUUGCUGUUCCAAGUGUUGCUGACCUUGUUUACAAUGAGAAUGGAGAACUAGUUCUUGUUAAUCGUGAGGGCUGUGAAUUCAGAUUGAAUCCCAAUAUAGAUAGAGGUGAUACAGAUAUGGAAGAUGAUUUAGGAUGUGACACACGGAAAGACAAAACAUUACCCAGAGCUCACAAGAGUCGACCGCCUACUAGAAUUGAAGAUAUAAAGAACUUCGACCGCAAGGGAGAGCAAAAUCUACUUCAAAGUGAGAAUGGCAAUAAAACGUCUGAAGAAAAGCAUCUUGGCUUGGAUAAUGCUAAUGAAAAUAAUCUUGGAAAGACUGGACAAGUUAAUGAGGAAAAUAAUGGUAUCAAACCUUCUGUAGAAUCAACCAAUCAAGAAAUUGUUAAUAACAACAAUAAUCCUGAGAUUGAUAAGGAGAAUCUAGUGGAGUCUAUUGCUAAUUCUAGUAAGCAAGUUACUACUGAUUCAACACUAGGGCCAUUUGUGGCAUGUAUCAACAAUUUCAAGAUAAAGAAUAAUUCUUCAGAUUCAAUGGAGGCUGCGAGUGAAUCCAGCUCUGAUUGUGUUACCCAAGAAACAGAUUUAGAUGAUUUUUGCCAUAGUCAGGGAGACAAUACAAUCGAAAAUUCUUUGGAUCAGGAUAUGAGUAGUACCUCAUCUACUCCUGUCACUACUCCUGAAGAGAAUGAUUUCAAUAGUUUUUAUUUUUGGAGGGUGCCUAUUCCUGAUAUAUCUGAUCAAGAUGAAGCAGUGGAAGAUGGGGUUUUGGACUACCUGACUGGAUUAGUUAACGCAUCCAAUGCUACUGUCGCUUAUCGAGAAGAUGAUAACAGUGACCUGUUUAGUUCGAAGACCUCCGAAGCAGGACACAGACAAGACAUUGUGCCACAAGAACUAGUUGAACUCUUUGUGUCAAUGACCAACCCCCCUCAUGCUCACAUGACUGACAUUGAAAUAGCCCUACACUGUGCCUUCAGUUUACCAGCUGUUGCACUAACGCUUGGUCGAGAGAACUGGGGCUUCUUAAGAGGGACCUAUGAACGUCUUGCUGCGGACAUGCAGUGGAAAGUUCGAAAAACUGUGGCUUGCAGUGUACAUGAAUUAGCUGAAAUUCUGGGAGAAGAACUAACAGCUAAAGACCUUGUACCUAUCUAUACUGGAUUUAUUAAGGACUUGGAUGAAGUUCGGAUUGGUGCCCUCAAGCAUUUAGCUGAUUUCGUGAAGCUCCUUCCUUCCUGUAAGCGGAAAUCUUUCUUAAGUCAAUUUGAAAUGUUCUUGGUGACUGACAAUGAAUGGAACUGGCGAUUUCGAGAAGAAUUGGCUCAACAGCUUCUAAGAAUCAUCCCCCUUUAUACCCCGGAAGAAACUUGUGUGCAUUUGGUCCCAGUGGCUAUUGCCUUAUUACGGGACAAAGUAGCUGCAGUGCGCACCACUGCACUUCUAUUGGUGACAUGUUUAAUAAACCAUGUCACAUCGGAGGGACCCCUUCUGCGUAAACUCUUGCCUCUGUUGGCUCAGGAAUUUGCCAAUAGUACCAGAUGGGAAAGGCGGCAGGCUUUUGCAUUGCUGUGUUCCCACCUUGUGGCCGGACGAGUUUUAGGUGGUGACCAGUUUGCCCGUGAGGUGCUACCAUAUUUACUGGACCUUAGUUAUGAUAAAGUCCCUAAUGUGAGACUUGCUGUGGCCAGAACUCUGGCAUCUGAUAUUAUGGCUCACCAAUUUUUCAGCAGUGAUCAAUCACCUCACCAAGAAGUUUUAAUGCAAGUGCUUAAACGUCUGAUAAAUGAUAAAGACAGAGAUGUAAGAUUCUUUGCUGAUCCUCGGCGUGGGGCUCCCAGUCAAAUACAACAACAGUUAUCCAGUGGUGCCAGUCAUGUGCAACUUCCAACAUGCUGAAUUUUCUACCCGCCUGGGAACAAUUUUUUAAUCAUGAAUUUGUAUUAAUGAAUUUUUAUCAUUUUCUUGUCUGAUUUAUUAUCUUUUUUUUGUAAUUAGGUUAUUAAAAUUGUCUUAAAAUUAUCAAGUCUUAUUAAGAAGUGAUGUUGUUAUGUAUGAUAAAUAAAUUGUUGAAUAUUGUC
Thrips palmi is the source of this 3357-nucleotide messenger RNA. Its product is annotated as serine/threonine-protein phosphatase 4 regulatory subunit 1-like. Gene Ontology annotation, biological process: protein dephosphorylation. Gene Ontology annotation, molecular function: protein phosphatase regulator activity. The transcript has 16 exons. The record is from RefSeq and is a predicted model, not a curated record. Lineage: Eukaryota; Metazoa; Arthropoda; Insecta; Thysanoptera; Thripidae. Bases 218 to 3175 code for a protein of 985 amino acids.